CAGCCAGUGCAGCAGACAGCAGUCUCGUCCGAACAAUCAUCGAGCCGGUCUCGGAAGCACCGCGAUAUAGAAAACCACGCAGUUAUUUAAAACCGAAAAUUAACAUUUCUACUUUAUUGACUCAAAAUGAAACUUCCGAUCGUUUACUUGAUCGUCCUAAUGACGAUGGCAGUCGUACUGACGAAAGCUGGCAUAUUGACCCACAUACACAACAUAAUACAUCAUACGACCACCCAAAAGGCCACUAACAAUGCUACAACUCCACUUCCGUCAGUUGCUUCAGUGCAAAAGUCAUCUCAACCUCCAACGCUCAAGUCGCCUGAAUUAAACGGACGCAUCGGCUAUGCCAAAGAACCUGACACCAAGGGUCAAUCACAACCGCAGAAACCUCUUGAGGUGAACCAUACGGCAGGAGAUUUCAAAGUGGAGACGACCACAAACCAUAGGUCGAUCAUCAACGUGCCAGUAAAGUCGUGUCCCGAAGGACAGGCAAUGACUCCAGACAGAGAGUGCAGAACGGUAUACGACCUUGGAGAUCGCUAAUAAAUGUACGCUAUUGUUUUAUCAUUUUUACUUGUUAAUAAUUACCGCACAUCUAUAUAUAAAUAGUACUUGUACAUUUUCGUUUUAAAAAUAUAUUAAUAAUAAAAUGUUUACGUGGUUAAUUGUUCAAACUAAUGUACUU
This is a messenger RNA of Adelges cooleyi (spruce gall adelgid), 685 nucleotides long. RefSeq lists its product as uncharacterized. The transcript has a single exon. The record is from RefSeq and is a predicted model, not a curated record. The coding region runs from base 127 to 543 and encodes 138 amino acids. NCBI's taxonomy places the organism in Eukaryota, Metazoa, Arthropoda, Insecta, Hemiptera, Adelgidae.